AUUCCUUUUUGGUUGCAUUUUUAUUAUUAAUUUGUGGUGUGAGGGAGAUCGAGGAGAAUCAUCCACAACGGAGAGACGAGAGGAGGAUGAGAGGAAGAAAAGUAUGACAAGUAACUCAGAGUUAUCACAAGUACUCGAGCAGCAGCAGUAGAAGAACGAAGAGUGGAGAAGGAAAAGGAGGAGGAGGAAGAGAAAGAAAGAAAGAAAAAAGUAUCCUUUCUGGUUCUUGCAUAUUUUCCCUUCUCUUUCUCUCUCUCUCUCUCUCUCACACACACAACACACACACAAGGAGGAGAGGAGGUGGAUUGGAAACGGAAAGGAACUUAUAUCUUCUCUAUCUUCCAUCUUUUUAUAUCUGAUAUCCAAUUGUUUGUUUGGUUUUGCCAGCUGCUUUGUUUGUUCUUUAGUAGAGGUGUGGGAAUAAAGAGCAGUGAUUUUGGAGGUUUUUGUUUAGUGCUGUGUGAUCUUGAGGAGGAGCUAGGCCUGAACAAAGUUGGAGCUCAUGGUUUCAUGUUGGCUAGCGAGUGUUUUCUUCUGCGGCGCAGAUAUGGAGCAGUAGCUCGUGUCGUCUGACAUCGAUCGCUCUCCAGAAACCAAACAAGCAACAAUUUGAGAAAGAGGAAGAUAAGAACAACAAGGAGAAGAAGACCGUGUCCGGAUUCCGCUUUAAGAUGCAAGCGGCUCCGUCUUCUUCGUCGUCCUCCUCCAUGCACUUCUUCGGAUUGAUCAGAGAUGAAGAUCACCAACUCAUCCACCAAACGCUGCCGCAGCUACCGUCGCAGACGCAGCAAUUAGUCACGCCGCCACCGCCGCCGCCGCCGCCACCUGGAUCGUCGUUGACCACUGAUACUUCUCCAACUACAGUUCCUCCCAAGAAAAAGAGGAACCUCCCUGGAAAUCCAAUUGCAGAUCCUGAUGCGGAAGUGAUAGCGCUGUCGCCGAAAACGCUGAUGGCGACGAACCGGUUCAUCUGCGAGGUGUGCAGCAAGGGGUUCCAGCGGGAGCAGAACCUGCAGCUGCACCGGCGCGGCCACAACCUGCCGUGGAAGCUGAAGCAGAAGAACCCGAACGAGGUGCGCCGCCGGGUGUACCUCUGCCCCGAGCCGACCUGCGUCCACCACGACCCCUCCCGCGCCCUCGGCGACCUCACCGGCAUCAAGAAGCACUUCUGCCGGAAGCACGGCGAGAAGAAGUGGAAGUGCGACAAGUGCUCCAAGCGCUACGCCGUGCAGUCGGACUGGAAGGCGCACUCCAAGAUCUGCGGUACCCGCGAGUACCGCUGCGACUGCGGCACACUCUUCUCCAGGAGAGACAGUUUCAUCACACACAGAGCCUUCUGCGACGCCCUUGCGCAAGAAAACGCCAGGCUGCCGCCGGCCGGCUUGAGCUCGGCGAUCGGCGGCGCAGCAGGUCAACUCUUUUCCAGUCGAAACAUAAACCUCGGCCUUCCGCAGUUCAACUCGGCUCAGCUCUCGUCUUUUCAAGAUCACCAAGAUCCGUUGCCGGCGCCGCAGCCUAAUUCCGAUCAUCAUCUCCUCCACUCCAGGUCCAGGAUCAAUAUGAGCAGCGGCCAGUUCGACGUCGUCAUGGCUAAUCAUCACCUUAACAACACAGUCUCCUUCCGGGCACCGCCGCCGCCCCAUCAGAUUCCGCACUCGUCCCCUUUCUUCCUCGGGAUGGAGGACGGCGCGGCGGCGCCGGCCUUGCUUCAUGGCGGCCAAGGCUUCGGCGGCGCCUCGGCUAAUAAUAACAGCAACCUUUUCAACCUCGGCUGCUUCUUCCCUCCCAAGGUCGAGGGAGACGAGCAGCAGGGCAACGAGGCCGCCAUGUCUCUCUUCGGCGGCGGCGAGCUCAUGGGCCACCACGAGGUCCCCACCAUGUCGUCUCUCUACAACCCCGAGGCGCCGCCGCUGCUCCCGCAGAUGUCGGCCACCGCGCUGCUCCAGAAGGCGGCCCAAAUGGGCGCCACGUCGGGAGACGGCGGCUCGAUCUUCCUCAGAGACUUCGGCGGCGAGAGCUCCAGAAGCGCCAACGAGAGGCAGUACCAAGAGAUAAUCAUGAACUCGCUCGGCGGUUUCCACCGGCAGGGAUUCAUGCAUGACGUGGAGGAGGAGAAGCUGAACCAGCGCCUGAGCACGAGGGACUUCCUCGGCGUCAAUGGCAGCAUGAUGAGGAGCAUGAUGGAUCCGGCGGCCAUCGGCGAUCACGACUUGCAGGGAUCAUCCAUGGAUCACUCCACCUCCUCCACUCCAUCCUUCAAAAAUGCCGGUGGAAGAUUGCAAUAGGACUACUCUUCAUCAUUAAUCUUAAUUAGGGCUAAUUAAUCGAGCCAAUCUAAUUAGCCUUAAUCUUAGUCCCUUCUUCCUAGCUAGCUCGAAAGCUCCUUAUUAAAAUGUUGAAACUGGCAAACUUUUUCUUCUUGUUUUUUCUUUAAACUCAUGCUUAAUUAGCUACUUGAAUUCAUAACUGUCUUUGCAAUCUCCUCGUUGCUGUUGAUUAAGUUUAAUAAAUAACAGCUUGAAUUUCUCUUCUUAA
Zingiber officinale is the source of this 2535-nucleotide messenger RNA. RefSeq names its product zinc finger protein BALDIBIS-like. The record is from RefSeq and is a predicted model, not a curated record. NCBI's taxonomy places the organism in Eukaryota, Viridiplantae, Streptophyta, Magnoliopsida, Zingiberales, Zingiberaceae. Gene Ontology annotation, cellular component: nucleus. The transcript is spliced from 4 exons. Gene Ontology annotation, molecular function: DNA-binding transcription factor activity. Bases 672 to 2285 code for a protein of 537 amino acids.